UAUAAACUAAAAGUAAAACUACGGUUUCUCGACGAAAUAAAGUUAGUCUUUGUGAUUUUAAAUUAAAGCAAACGUACUGCGUGAUUCAUAAGCUUGGAUAUCUCCUGUAAAAAUUUUCCUUAAAAACUGGCGAAAAUGGUAUUAGCUGAAAAAAAUAGUGAAAAUAUCCGAAACGGUAGAAGAAGUCGGGGACCAAGUCCGAAUGGUCACGUACAACCAGAUUCUACCAGUGAAGAUGAGAGUAGUGUACCAGUGGAUAAAAUAAGAGUUGGACGUGAUUAUCAAGCGGUAUGCCCCGAAUUGCAAACUGAAAGUCAAAGAAAACUUGAACUUCUAGCUGAUAGAGCACUACUAGUUUGGUCACCAACAGAAUGCAUUCCUGAAUCUAAACUGGAAGAUUACAUCGUACUUGCUAAAGAUAAAUACGGUUAUAAUGGAGAACAAGCUCUUGGUAUGUUGUUUUGGCACAAGCACGAUCUCGAAAGGGCCAUGCUCGAUUUGGCGAAUUUCACCCCGUUUCCGGACGAAUGGUCAGUCGAAGAUAAAGUGUUAUUCGAACAAGCUUUCCAGUUUCACGGCAAAAGUUUUCACAGGAUACGUCAAAUGUUACCCGAUAAAACGAUAGCGAGUUUGGUGAAAUACUAUUACAGUUGGAAGAAAACGAGAUCUCGUACUAGUCUGAUGGAUAAACAAGCGAAAAAAUUGAAUACUCCUAAAGAAGAAGGUGCUCCUUCGGAAGGGGGAUCUGAAAAUGGUUCAAACGAAGAAUCUGAUCAUGACGAUAAGAAAUGGGUAUUUCAUCGCGGUAUUCAGCGUAAAACUGGAUCUGCAUCUAGCUCUUAUUCUAAGGACAGUAAUACUACGCAGGGUGAGGGUGGAGCGUGUUCUAACUGCGGAGUCGUCUGUACAGUCACUCAGGUAACGACAAAAGGGAACCUAUGUAAUUCCUGCUUCCAGCAUUGGAGACGAACGGGUACUUUGAGGCCCACUUCUGGGCCGACGGGCGGUAAACGUGGUACCCCGUUAGGGGCACGUCAUAAACGCAAGCCCCCACGCGGCAUGUUCAUCAACCAUGACGAUCUGGCUGCAAUGGCUUCCGGAAAUACGGGCGUCGUCAUGCUUAAAGCCAUGGAUAGAGAACUAGAUUCCCUACAGAGACAAAUUCAACAGAACAAACAGACGAUCAGUUCGUUGAAACGCAAACAUUCCGAUUCGAUAGAAGAUUUACGUCCCGCUACGGAAACCAAUACUCGAUAUAACGCCCGUUGGACGAACGAGGAACUCUUAUUGGCCGUCCAAGGAGUCAGAAAAUACGGGAGAGAUUUCAAAAGUAUCGCCGAGGUUAUAGGAAACAAGACGGAACAUCACGUGCGCACGUUUUUCAUCAAUUACAGAAAGAGAUACAAUCUGGAUAGCAUUUUGAAGGAAUGGGAAAAGGAGCACGGGCCGUUGCCGGAGGAUAUCACCGAUUUGAAGAGCGAAAACGACGAUAACGAUAAUGACGUCAUCUGUAUAUCGCCGUCUCCGACGCCGAGCAAUAAAAAAGACAACAAAAACGGGAAAGUGUCGCAAGUUGCUAAAUGAUGAUUUUACGUGUGUUGUGAGUUUAUGAGAUUUCGUUUAAUUAUGGCGUAAGUAGAUUUUUUUUCUUAUUUUUCGUUUUCAAACGGUGGGUGGACUCUUUACAAAAAAAAUUAUCUUCCCCUGAUCACAGUAACGAAAAUCGAAAAUCAAUCGAAACCCACCUCUAUUAUCUUUUUUUUUUAAUCGAUUUGGACUUAUAAUUUGUAUUGUGACUUUUUUUCUAUUUAAAGUUUUUUAAUCGCCCCCGUAGACAUUUUCGUCUAUUGAACGUAACCUGUAAAAAAAUAAAUUUCUCUACUCUAAUCCGAUUAAAAAUUUUAUUUAUUUAUUGAUUUAUAUACGAAAACGUAUUAGGGCACUCUGAAUAUCGAAUUGUUUCGUAUUCUAUUAUAUAAUUAUACUUUGAAACGACAUAUUUUAAUCAAAUACUAGUUUUUAUAUAUUUUUAUGCCAUUCGAUAUUCUGUAUCACAUACGAGGGCUGUCUGUGAAAUAAUCAAACCCGAACUAUUUUUCUUCUUCGUAUUAUUAUUAUAAUCAGCAGAUUUAUAAUAACAGUUGUUUUAUGACACUCUGUAUAUCAAAUUUUUUGUCAAUCUAUUAUCUAACUGUCACCUGUCACAUUAAACUCAAAUUAUCCUGGUCUCAGUCGAAAAGAAGAAAAACUUUGUUAGGCACACGAUCAAUAUUUGUCGAUAACUUAAUUCCAUCUUUAUUAUCUUCAUUAAGUUUCGUUACUUUAUAGUUAACCCUCGUAUUAAGAUAUAUUUGUAAUAGAAGAAAAUCAUGAUACAGACUAUAAUAGACAAAUCUUUAUAAUAUUAUAUAUAUUUAUAAUUUUAUGGCUAAUUUUUAAUUUUGUAUAUUUAUAUCGUUUUUAAAAAUAUCGGUUAUGAAUUUUGUAUAAAGUUGAAACCAAAGGAAACGAAAAUUUGUUUUGAUUUUGUAUGGAGACGACACCUAGCGACGACUGUUCAUUAAUUCUAUAUUGAAUGUUUUUUUUUAUAUAAAAAUCGCUAGAUGGUGCAAUAUUCGAUUUUUAGUACAACUGGAACUUUUCUUGAAAUUUCUGAUAGGAAAAAUGUUCGUAACGAGUUUUAGGAAAUGUUGCGUUGUAGCGGAAAAGAAGCAAUAGCAUUGUUUCCUUCGUUUUUUUCCUCGUACAAAUAAUUUAUGAAAAUUGGAGGAGCUACACCGACUGAACUUGUAAUUUAAGUAGUUUAAUUUCAUAACAAAAUUUGUUAGUAUCUAAAAUUAAAAUUAAAUUGGAAAAAAAA
Diorhabda carinulata is the source of this 2860-nucleotide messenger RNA. Its product is annotated as REST corepressor 1. The transcript is spliced from 8 exons. Gene Ontology annotation, molecular function: sequence-specific DNA binding; transcription corepressor activity. Lineage: Eukaryota; Metazoa; Arthropoda; Insecta; Coleoptera; Chrysomelidae. The record is from RefSeq and is a predicted model, not a curated record. Gene Ontology annotation, biological process: regulation of transcription by RNA polymerase II; negative regulation of DNA-templated transcription. Gene Ontology annotation, cellular component: transcription regulator complex; histone deacetylase complex. The coding region runs from base 136 to 1584 and encodes 482 amino acids.